GGUCACGUGACGGAGCGGCAACAUGGCGGCGCGCGGACGGUGACCGAGCAGCCCCCGCAGCGCGCCCCGUGUGCCCGGACCGUGCCCCCGCCAUGGUGACGGAGCAGGAGGUGGAGGCCAUCGGCCGCACGCUGGUGGACGCGGCGCAGCCUCUGCCCGCGCGGUUCCGGGCGCUCUUCACCCUGAGGAACCUGGGCGGCCCCGCGGCCGUGAACUGGAUCGGCCGCGCCUUCGGGGACGGUUCGGCGCUGCUGAAGCACGAGCUGGCCUUCUGCCUGGGCCAGAUGCAGGACGAGGCCGCCAUCCCCCUGCUCAUCCAGGUGCUGGAGGACACGGCGCAGGAGCCCAUGGUCAGGCACGAAGCAGGUUGGCAGCAGCUCCUGUGGCUCUGGGGGUGGGGAAGGGCUGGCAAGUGGGGCUUGGGGUUGCUUUCUCCCCUGUGCAUGAGCAGCUCAUAG
Empidonax traillii (willow flycatcher) is the source of this 458-nucleotide messenger RNA. RefSeq names its product deoxyhypusine hydroxylase (gene DOHH). Gene Ontology annotation, molecular function: deoxyhypusine monooxygenase activity. Lineage: Eukaryota; Metazoa; Chordata; Aves; Passeriformes; Tyrannidae. The transcript has 2 exons. The record is from RefSeq and is a predicted model, not a curated record. Gene Ontology annotation, biological process: peptidyl-hypusine biosynthetic process. The coding region runs from base 93 to 458 and encodes 121 amino acids.